AUGCAUGAAGACUUGCGCCGAAGAGCCCUCGAGAGCGGCAAGACCGUCUCAAACAAGGCCAAAUCCAAGCAGUCGUCAAGAGGGAGUUCACGCGGCAAUUCGGCUCCCAACUCGCGUAGCGCUUCUCGCAUUCAGAGCCGAGAUGUGUCGGACGACGAGGAUUUUGACAAGGGCAAUCUCAGUGACGACACCACCCAAAGUAUCAAUUCGAUCGAUGCCCUCCUCGAAACCGACGACAUCAAUGAGCAGACCUCGGAUGCCGCUCGGCAAGAGUUGAAUGACGUGAUCUCGGAACUGCUGGAUCGGAAAGGGAGCAGCCACAAGAGCCGGGAAGAUGCAUUGACUACAUAUGUCAAAUGCUUGACCUCGCACUAUCUGGCCGAGGUUCUCUAUGGUCGAGUCCACGACCUCCUUGUGGCGUUUGGUCGAAGCAUCAAAGCAGAAACCAGCGAGAAAGAAACAACAUUGGCCUUGAGAGCCAUGGCACUUACUGCCAUCACGUUCGCCGAUGGCAGCAUCUAUGACACGGUCGCACCAUCCUUGAAACGGACCAUCUCCGAUUCUCGAUCAACGUCGGUCAAGGCUGCGGCAAUCUAUACCAUUGGGAUCUGCAUAUCUUUCGGUGGCGCGGGAGAUGAAGAGAUUUUGGACGUCAUGACUUUCUUACUUGAGAUUGCCUCGAGUGAUGGAGCGUUUGUUGACGCUGAUGACAGUGCUGAAGUUGUCACCGCAGCCUUGAACACGUACGGAUUCCUGGCGACCCAAGUGGAAGACGUCGAGCAGGAGUCGGAGGACGCCAUUGCGACAUUUCUCGACCAGCUGGACGCAGAUGACAUCAAAGUUCAAGUCUCGGCGGGCGAGAACAUUGCUCUACUGUAUGAGAAAUGCUACACGCCACGCGAGGAAGACGACGAGUCGUCGUCGUCGGACGAGGAGAUCAUACCGGAAGACGAACUGCCCCACGACCGGCCUCACGUGCGAUCCUACCUGGUCAAACGGUACAACCCGUAUCAUAACACGCAUGAGGUGAUGGACAAGGUGACGGCGCUUGCAUCGCUCAGCACCAAGUCGAUGAAUCGACGAGACAAGAAGGCCCUACAUCAAUCUUUUGCCAGCAUUGCUUUGACGGUCCAAGACCCACGGCUGGGGCUCCAGUCUAACAAUGCCUCCAAGAUGGUGGUGCGGGUUCAUCGGGAAGGCGAGAUGCGGGUGGACAAGUGGUGGAAGCUGAUGCGGCUGAACGCGAUCCGCAGGCUUCUCGGCGGUGGGUUUGUCAACCACUACUUUGAAGGCAAUAAGCAGGUGUUGGACGCGUUGCCGAUGAUCAUGCGUGGGAUUGGAAGUUCAGGCAUGUCAAGUCCUCGAAAGGUGGCGGGCCACAACCACAAGGCGCAGAAGGGCAAAUAUCGCGACGUCCGACGCUUUGUGUCGGCCGACCUGACGGCGAGUUGA
Messenger RNA from Cladophialophora bantiana CBS 173.52, 1452 nucleotides. RefSeq lists its product as uncharacterized. The transcript is spliced from 2 exons. The coding region runs from base 1 to 1452 and encodes 483 amino acids. The record is from RefSeq and is a predicted model, not a curated record. NCBI's taxonomy places the organism in Eukaryota, Fungi, Ascomycota, Eurotiomycetes, Chaetothyriales, Herpotrichiellaceae.